GGGUCAAGAAGUAGCUUCUUAUCCAUUUCAUGAUGAAUAAAAAUGCAUUGCUUCAGAGACAACUGUUAUUUCUUUUUCACAGUUUUACAAUGGAAGGAAUUAAGAUCGUAACUUUUGUGUUUCUCUUAUUGGGAUUCCAGUUAUAUGCUGUGGAGUGCCAAAGUUGUAAAAUAGAAAAUAAUGUGAAUGGGAGAAUCGUCGUGGGUGGAAAUUAUUAUAAUAAACAAGACUGCUGGACAGUUCCAGUCCCAUUAGGGUAUUUUGCUCACUUGCAAAUCACCAAUAUGCAAUCCCAACAUUCAUGUUCGCAAGACUAUGUGAAGAUCACCAUUGCAGGAAUAAGGGAUGUAUACAAAUUUUGCAGUUCAGAUGGCAACAAAAAUCCCGUCACUGCUUUUGACAAUGUUACCAUAACACAUUAUGUGUCUUCGAGUUAUUCAAGAUAUACUGCUUUUAAUUUAGAAUAUACCAUCAAGACUAUGGAAUGCUUAAACAAGAAUAGUUUUAAAUGCGAUAACAACACAUGCGUUUCUGAGGAAAGAGUCUGCGAUGGAGUGAAAGACUGCAAAAACGGAGCAGAUGAAAUUGGAUGUGAAACAGGAGUGCUUUCCAUCAAAGGAGUUCCCGAGGCUAGAGAGAAGGCCAUUUCCUGGAUGAAACAGAAAAGAACGCCUGCUUGGGGAUGGAAGUCGAACACCCCACGUGCUGUUGUUGCCCUCUAUCUAGCGUCUGGAGCUAGUUUCAAUGGCACUGUACUUGAAGAAGAGUUGAUGGCAAAGCAGACUGAGCUUAAAACUGCAGUUGCCUUGUUAAGGCCAUCCUUAACCAACAGCGAAUUAAGCAUGCUCAUCAAUGCACUGUUGGUCACCUGCCACAGCCCUCGCCAAUUCUACGGCAACAACUUGGUGAAACGUCUCAAGGAGCAAGUGGAGGAAUCCGGGAACUUCACGCACCCUCUGGCUUACUUAACGCUCUGCAAUGCCAACGAAUCCUGGCCUCUCAGAGCUAUUUCGGAUCUUAAUAGUAUAUUGAGCAGCGAUUCUGAAUAUCCUUUCGUGAAAGAUCUUCAGGCCAUGGCAAUCACUGCUUUAUCAUGCCAGGCAAAUCGCAGUAGACACGUCGAAAAUACUCUCAGACAUCCAACUUUAACAUUAUACAAGAAGACGAUCCAGAAUUUCAAGAAACUCCAGGCUCUGGAUGGGAGUUUUGGAAAUGCUUACACUACAGCUUUAAUAACGCAGGCUCUCCUAUCCAGUGGUCAAGAGCACAGUAAGGACUGGAAACUGAAUGCAACAAUUAAAUACUUGAUAAAAGAGCUGAACUCUUCUACCGUAGAUUUCUUGGUGACAUAUUUAACUCUACCUAUAUUGAAUGGUAAAAGUCUCAUGGAUAUCUCAUACGUAAAUUGUUCUGCUAAUCCCCGGAAGCACGGAGAUGAUCCUGUCUCAGAAAUCAAUGAUUAUUUAGGACCAAAAAUACGAGUACAGUAUUCCCUGUACAUAGGAGACGAUAAAGACGUCGUUCACACUAUUUCCCUUCGAGUACCAGAAAAUUACACUGCUUCCGAAGUUAUGGAACUAGCUGAAGUGGAAGACCCAAAAUACAAGUUCGAAUGGAAAAUGAUCUCAGGAAAGAUGUAUGUAUACGAACUAGCGAGCGUCACGAACGACCCUGAGGCUGGGAAAUUCUGGCUGCUGUAUGUGGGUGCUCCUAAUAGUACUGAGACUUUAACUCAUUUAACAAAGGGUCCAGAUGAAAUUAUAAUGGGUGAUGAAGAGCAUCUUGUUUUGUGGUAUAAAACAGCAACUAUUUGAUUUGUGGACAUUACGAAUGAUGUAAAACGCUGUAGUUAAUAUUUUACGACUGCAAAAAAAUAUUUGUUUUAAUUGUUACAUAAUUAAUGACUGAUUAUGAUCAUGAAAAUUUGUAAUUUGUGUAACAAAUAUUAUUACAUACAUUUUAGGAAAUUUUUUAAUCAUUAAAAAUAUUAUAUCAUACAAAUUAUUAAUUAAUAGGAUAUUUUUUCGAUACAAAAUACUGCUUUACGAUUGACAUACAGUUUAAGAAUCAUCCGGGAUUGUUAAAUGUUGAUCAAUGAAAUGUCAAGAAAUAUGGAAAGAAACUGGAAAAUUCUGCUCAUAUAAAAUUCGUUUUAUCAUGUAUAAAAUUAUAUUCUUUGGGGCAUAAUGCAUUUUAAGAUGAAAAGCUGUUACAUAAUUGUUUUGUUAUGUUUCUAUAAAAAAUAAGUAAAGCAGCAUUUAAAUGAAUCUAUAAAGGCAGAACCGUAUAUAUUUGAUGUUUCCUAGUUACAUCAUUAUUAUAUCGCAUAAAAAAGCAGUAUCCUUGUACAAAAUGCUGAUUCAGUAAAUAAUAUAUACGUUAUCAAUUUCCGACCGUAAAAUACAAUAAUGCAAUAGAGUUAUUGAAAUCAAAAAGGGAUUAUUCAAAAGGAAAAUUGUUGAAAUCAAAAAGGGAAAAUUUUGAAUUCGAAUUUUUGACGAUUGCAAUGUUUUUUUAUACUUCGUAUACGAUGAAAUAAACAAACUGUUUAGAUUUACUCAUACGUAAAUGAAUCAACUGAUUAUCGUACUGCGGCUUUAGAGAAGCACACAAGGGUUAUUUAGGGAGGGCUUUAUAUAAUUUUAAAAAGUAGUCAGAUUAGUACCCUAGUAACGGGCAAAUAUUGAACAAUCUUUACAAUAUCAUUAAAUAUUGAAUAAUAUCAUAUAAUAUUGUAAAGUAUUGUGCAACUAAAAAUGCUAUCCGAGUAGAUGCCAGACGAUUACAAUAUUUCACCUUUUGAAGUUUUUCUUUGAAGACAACUAGGGGAACAUUUGGCCUGGAUUGAUUUAUUUUAGAUCAGACUUUUUCUAACGAUGCUUCUUAGCCAGAGUAAUCAUCAUUUUUUUAACUUGUCGUUCUCCACAUCCGAAGUGGAAAUUUUGCUAUGAGAGACCUGUAGCCCUCUGAAAUAUAG
Molecule: messenger RNA, 2977 nt
Organism: Argiope bruennichi
Lineage: Eukaryota; Metazoa; Arthropoda; Arachnida; Araneae; Araneidae
Exons: 11
Coding region: 30-1814 (594 amino acids)
Biological process (GO): cobalamin transport
Molecular function (GO): protein binding; cobalamin binding
Source: RefSeq, a predicted model, not a curated record